Molecule: messenger RNA, 2233 nt
Organism: Sorghum bicolor (sorghum)
Lineage: Eukaryota; Viridiplantae; Streptophyta; Magnoliopsida; Poales; Poaceae
Product: probable receptor-like protein kinase At2g42960
Exons: 2
Coding region: 564-1892 (442 amino acids)
Biological process (GO): protein phosphorylation
Molecular function (GO): ATP binding; protein kinase activity
Source: RefSeq, a predicted model, not a curated record
CGUGACUUUGCGACUUCGAUGGAAACAUGUGUACACUCGGCAAACACUUUGCCGAAUGCCCGGAAAAUAGCACUCAGCAAAGACUUUUUUGCCGACGAAAAAUUUACCGUAUAUUAUGUGCCGAGUGCAAAGAGGCCAAAUAAGCUGUCUUCGGUAGUGAGCUAAGAGCACUAGGGUCUUUUUAUUCUCUUAGUCUACCGUGCAAAACAGUUUUUUUUUUUUGCAACACGGGUCACCAAAGCAACUUCUAGUUUCUCUAUCUAUGAAACCUCCUCGUGAACCUGAAAAUUAUAAAAAUAACAGCUUCACUAAUAAAACUCACAAAACCAAAACAUCUUUUAAUUAGGAUUCGGGAGAAUAAUUCAGAUAAUAAAUAUAUCUUGACGUGAAAUACAAAACGCGUACCUGUGGGAUCUUUGUGGACGUACGUCGAAAUAAUGGUCAUCUUUUAAAAAGAUAGAAUUCUAAAAGGAGGACGUGGAAAAAAGAAGCGAUAAUGUGGAACCUUGACUCCACUAGCAGUCAUCAGUCCAAGUCAUCAUCCAGGUCCGCAGUCGCCAUCCAUGGCGACGCCGACGUCGCCGCGCGCGUCGAAGUCAACCGCUGCCCGCGGCCGGCCACCACAGUUGACUCCAUCGACGACUUGGUUCUCCACCACUCCCUCUCCGUCUUCCACUUCCACCCAAAGCAGCGUCCACAAGAUCUCCACGCACGCUGCCGCCGGCCACGCGACGAUGGACACCCCGCUCGUCGCGCUGAUCGUCGUCGCCGGGACCUCACUCGCCGUCGCGGUGCCCUGCCUCCUCCUCGCCUUCCUCUGCCGCCGCCGUGACAGCAGCAAGAGCCAGCUCAAGCCACGCUGCUGCUCGGCAGCGGGGGCGGCGGCAGCGUCAAGGCUCCCGGUCUCCGCGACGGCCGGGACGACGACGGCGGACUGCGCGUCGUGGUCCUUCUACGGCACGCCCGCGGACGCCACGCUGCUGAAGCUCUCGCUCGCCGACCUCGCCGCGGCCACGGGGGGAUUCUCCCCGGACAACAUCAUCGGCGACGGCGGCUACGGGUUCGUGUACCGCGCCGUGCUCCCCAACGGCGUCGCGGUCGCCGUGAAGCGUCUAUCCGGCGACGGCGACGCGGCCGCCGGCAACCGCGAGUUCCGCGCCGAGCUCGAGGUGCUCGGCAGCCUCAGCCACCCGAACCUCGCGCGCCUGCUGGGCUACUGCGCCGCCGGCCGCGACCGCAUCCUCGUCUACGAGCUCCUGGAGCGCGGAAGCCUCGACGCCUGGCUCCACGGCACCGACGCCGAGGACGGCGGCGGCACCGAUUCGCUCCCCUGGUCCGCGCGGCUCCGCGUCGCGCGCGGCGCUGCCGCCGCGCUCGAGUUCCUCCACCACGGCCGGCACCCGCCCGUGCUCCACCGCGACGUCAAGUCCAGCAACGUCCUCCUCGGCGAAGGCUUCGAGGCCAAGCUCGCCGACUUCGGCCUCGCCAGGAUUGUCAGAGGAAGCCCUGCAAAAUCGCACGUCAGCACGCAAGCCGCCGGAACCGCCGGGUAUGUGGCGCCGGAGAUAUGGGACGGCGUGGGCGCAACUGCGAAGGCCGAUGUGUACAGCUUUGGCGUGCUGUUGAUUGAGAUAGUAACAGGGCACCGGCCAAGUUGGCCGAUGAAGGCCAGCAUGGGCGACAAGGAGGUGAAUCUGGUGGACUGGGCAAGGGAGAAGAUAGGUGCAGACGAGGCAUCGGGGAUCCUGGACCGCCGGAUGGGCAUUGAAGCACAAGGGAAGGAGAUGGAGGAGGCCAAGGCACUCUUGGAGAUUGCGCGGAGGUGUAUCGACAACGCUGCCAAGAACAGGCCCACCAUGGAGGAGGCUGUGGCCAUGCUCAGCAAGAUUUGAGGAUGUGGAAAUUGAAAUCAAGAUCUUGAUUGGUGCUCGAAUAACUGUAUGGUCAUUGCGUAGGAUGUUCAGGCUUGAGAAGAAGCUGAACACAGAAAAAAAAGUGAACUGUUUGUGAGAUGUCUUUGCUUGGUUUUUGCACAAAGGAAAGGGUACUGCUUGCAAAAGGCCAAGCUGUCCUGAUGUGCUUAACAGAGGUUGCCACAAGGCAUGGAUAUUUUUCUCCACAAAUAAAUCCACAUAGUGCUGCAGAAGUUUGGAGAUAGCUAGAUUAAUGUACCACUCUGUUGAUACUAAAGUUCAGAUCUCUGGGACUUUCUCUUUUUGGGAAUGAACACUUC